AUGAAUACGGACACAGAUAGUGUGAUCUCUUUUUCAACUGGGACAGGCCACGAUCGGCCACUUACACCCUCAUCAUGGGCUGAUCUAGAAGCUGACAGUUAUGAGUGGAUCAACGACAAAGGCAGCGUCUGCCAUGGCCCCGAGACUGAUGUCGACAGCGUCGACUUUGAUACCCAGAGCCAUACCUCGAUAUCUCCUAGUGUUUAUAACUACGAGCAUCAACAUGACCGUCGUUACCAUGGAUACAAACGAGGCCGUUAUCCUCUGCCGAAUGAUGCCCAUGAGCAGAACUUGGAUGAACUCAAGCAUUUUAUCAUGAUGGAGCUUGCUGAUGGCCAACUUUUUAUGAGUGAUCUAGAUGUGAUCCCAACCAAGGUCAUCGACGUUGGAACUGGAACUGGUACUUGGGCAAUUGACCUUGCGGAUAAAUACCCCAAUUCAUACAUUGUCGGCACCGACCUCUCCCCAAUCCAGCCGUCAGCUCUUCCUCCAAAUUGCCAUAUGUUUGUUGACGACUGUGAAGAAGAAGAUUGGGGAUUUGACGAUGACUUCGACCUGGUACAUUUCCGGAACAUGGCUUGGACACUGUACAACCUGGAUGAGAUGCUGAAUAAGGCCUACACGAACCUCAACCCUGGCGGCUGGGUCGAGUUUCAGGAGUUUCUCCCUCAGAUCUUUUGUGAUGACGAUACCAUGAAAGCUGACGACCCGCUGCAAGCUUUCGCUCAGAUCAGUGCGGAUGGGAUGCGCAAGCUGGGCUACAGGAGCUUUGGGUCACAAGACUUAGCGGAGAGCCUGAAGAGUUCGGGCUUUACCGACGUUCAAUGUGUCACAAAGAAGGUACCAAUUGGGGCGUGGACGGCGGACCAGAAGCUCAAAUAUCUCGGUGGGCUCAUGCGGACGGUGGUCGAAGAGUCUCUAAGUGCGUACCUGGCGAAGCCGUUUGCCGCCAUGGGCAUCUCCCCCGAUGAGAGGAAUGGUUUGGUGUCGAGCGUCAAGUCCAGUCUCCAGGACCAGCGUAUUCAUCGCUAUGUUAAGGUCCAGUUCUGCUAUGGGCAGAAACCAGAGGAUGAGGACGAGUGCGGAAGUACCUUUGACGGGAGUUUCUAG
This is a messenger RNA of Clonostachys rhizophaga, 1110 nucleotides long. The record is from the annotation of a GenBank genome assembly. NCBI's taxonomy places the organism in Eukaryota, Fungi, Ascomycota, Sordariomycetes, Hypocreales, Bionectriaceae.